This is a messenger RNA of Cynara cardunculus var. scolymus (artichoke), 654 nucleotides long. RefSeq names its product nucleolin-like. The record is from RefSeq and is a predicted model, not a curated record. Lineage: Eukaryota; Viridiplantae; Streptophyta; Magnoliopsida; Asterales; Asteraceae. The transcript has a single exon. Bases 1 to 654 code for a protein of 217 amino acids.
AUGGUACUUCAACUCCACAGUGUCGAGCAACUCUCUGGCAUAUGCUCCCAAGCCAUCGCCAAAGAGGGGGAGAUAAGGUCUAACACUGCUAGACCAUCUGUUGCUGCCACCCCUACUAAACCUGCUGCUCCAGCAACUAAUGACGUUGAAGCUGAAGCUGAAGUUGAGGUUGUCUGUGAUAUCCCAACCUGUAGUGAAGCUUCUAUAGCCGAAGACGUUGAUGCCAUCCGAGCUGAAGCUUGUGAUGAUGACCUUCCUAUCAUCUCUUCACCUGUUGUUGGUGAUGUGGAAGAUGAAGAAGAAGACGAUGAUGAUAAGGAAGGUGACUCUCCUGACCUCCCUUACUCCGGCAGUGACCUGGAUGAUAAAGACGAUGAUGACGACGAAGAUGACUUCACCAUUCAAUACCAGCAUCCCGCCACUGCCACAAAAGGAGUUGCCCUCAGGGAUUCCGCAUCCAAGUGGGAGCAAAGGGAAGAAGAGCCUGCACCUGAAGCGAACCAGGGCUUUAAGUCGAAAGGCAAAGGCGUCGCUAAAGAAGGAAAUUUAAAGGUAUUAUUCAAAUCUCCUCAACCCUUAUAUGAAGAUUCCUCAUCUCAAGUAAUCGUCACCUCACUCUACCAACUCGAUAUACCCUCUACUACCUAUGGUUAG